Pantherophis guttatus is the source of this 3249-nucleotide messenger RNA. RefSeq names its product solute carrier family 25 member 36-A-like. NCBI's taxonomy places the organism in Eukaryota, Metazoa, Chordata, Lepidosauria, Squamata, Colubridae. Gene Ontology annotation, molecular function: pyrimidine nucleotide transmembrane transporter activity. Gene Ontology annotation, biological process: pyrimidine nucleotide import into mitochondrion. The record is from RefSeq and is a predicted model, not a curated record. Gene Ontology annotation, cellular component: mitochondrion.
CGGGGGGGGGAGGGUGAAAGGGAGACGGGCCACCUCGACCCCCUCCUAUAUUCAGCGGCAGAGUCUUGCUGUAGCAGUGGAGCCAUUUUUUAUGUUCGAUAUUGAUGCUGCUUCGUCUUGCUGGGAAAUCCUUGUGAGAUCCAGCAGCCAGGAUGCACCACGACGAGGCUAAUAUAUAUUGCACCCCAAAAUAUGUUGCAUUUUGCUAGGCCAUACGAAAUAAAUAAACGAUGCAGUAGCAUUUUUGGAUUAUUAUGUGAGAAAGGUGCAACUAAGCACCGACAACUUCCACUUUAUUUGCCUCGGAUUACCUGGCGGCAAAAAGCAAUUCUGCCCAUUGGUGGCAUUCCAAGCAGGCCUGAAUCGCGGCCUUCCUUCUCCCAGUGGCUUCACCUCUCAUUACUGUGGGACCCUGAGAGGCUGCCACAAAGAAGAGGGGGUCAAUUUAUUUUCCAAAGCACCAGAGGGCAGGACAAGAAUGGAUGGAAGCUCAUCAAGAAAGAAGCAACCUGGAAUUAAGGAGAAACUUCCUAACAGUGAGGACAAUUAACCAGUGAAACGAUUUGCCUUGAGAAGUUGUGGGUGCUUCACAACUGGAAGUUUUUAAGAAGAGACUGGGCAGUCAUUUGUCUGAAAUGGUUAGAGGGUCUCCAGCUUGAGCAGGGGGCUGGACUAGAAGACCUCCAAGGUCCCUUCCAGUCUAUCCUGAUUGAGUAUAGAAGAAGCUGCCCAGAGGAAGUGGAGCCAAGCAAUUGAAAACUCGCCGAGAGCUUCGAUUUGCGCGGAGAAGGAGGCGCCGGUCCUGCGUCAGCCGGGGCAAGGCGGGACUUGUGACACUCCCUCGGCCCCAACGCGCGAGAAAGUCUGCGUUACCGGCAGUAUCGGACGAGGAUUCCCGCAGGCUGCAGUGACUCCAAAAAAGGAGCCGGGCCUUGUGGAGCGCAGAAAAAAGCCUGCACUGCAAUCCAGGCUCCACCAGCCGUGCCGAAGAGACGGGUGGACGGAAUGAGUCUUCGGCGGGAGCCCAGCCGGGCACAUUGGCGCGAGUCAAGAGGGAUGGCCCGCCACAGCACGGCUCUGCAUCUCGUGGCAGGCGGGUUAGGAGGAACAGCAGGAGCCAUUUUGACUUGCCCAUUGGAAGUGGUGAAGACCCGCCUGCAGUCCUCCACCUUGGCCCCAAGACCUGUUUGCCUACCUGCAGUACAGUUGCAAGGAGUGAAUGGAACAUUUGUCCGCCCAGGACUCCCCAGGAUUGGCUUUCUUGAACUACUAAGAAUCAUUCUAGAGAAGGAAGGUGUUCGCUCCCUGUUUCGAGGCUUGGGACCUAAUCUUAUUGGAGUUGCUCCUUCCAGGGCCAUUUAUUUUGCUGCAUAUUCGGGAGCUAAGGAGAGACUCAACACGGUGCUUAUGCCAGAGUCCAAGAAAGUUCACAUGAUUUCAGCAGCCUGUGCAGGCAUCACAUCCGCCACUUUGACCAAUCCUAUCUGGUUAGUGAAGACUAGGAUGCAGCUGGAGCGCAGUGGCAGAAACGAGAGGUGCACCAGUGGCCUUCAGUGUGCCAUGCGUGUCUACUACAGAGAAGGUCUGCGUGGCUUUUACCGCGGGGUUACUGCCUCCUAUGCUGGUGUCACUGAAACAGUGAUUCACUUUGUGCUUUACGAGGCUUUGAAGCAGCGACUCAGGGAACAUCAGCUGCUCUUGACUCCAUCAGUUGUCUUAUCACUCAGUGGUCAAGACUUCUGCGGGCUGAUGGCAGCAGCGGCUUUCUCCAAAACAUGUGCUUCGUGCAUUGCCUAUCCACAUGAGGUUGUUCGAACACGGCUACGUGAGGAAGGAUAUCGUUACCGCUCCUUUGUGCAAACUCUCCAGCUUGUGGCCAGAGAAGAAGGCCCCUUAGCUCUUUAUCGUGGACUUUCAGCUCAUCUUCUUCGUCAGAUCCCCAAUGCUGCAAUUAUUAUGGUUACCUAUGAGCUGAUUAUUCACUUGGCAACCAAAAUGUGAUUCCUUUCUAUUCUUGCCAGGUGGCUUAAGCUGUUAAAGGCUUUGAAGGGCACGGUGGUUUAAUGGGUGCACUUCCCCAUUCCAUUACAGCACAUAAACCCUGUAAGAAAAGCCUAAAAAGUUAGGAGCCCUUCUGUAAUGGGUGGUUUUGAAGGCUUGGUAAGUGAAAGACUGUUUUCAGCUGCUCUUGGCCUUUAUCAGGCAUUUAAAGGCACGGACAAAAGAGCACAUACAGAUCACAAACCAGGACAGGUGUGGAAUUUACUAUGCAGAUACGUUUAGAAGAAAACAUCUCUGGGUGAAUGCUUCCAAGGUCUCACAAGCCAGAUGAUCAAUAGGCCCAUCAUGCAGUUUAGUGCACUGAAAGUGUUAUGCUGUACUCUUCGUAGGGCUGGAACUGAUCUGGUCAACUGAGUGGGAAAAUAGUUUUUAAGAAAAACAGUACGAAGAAGACUGGACUUUUUAUUGGAAGGAGAUUAGUAAUUUGGAUCUCAAAUCAGCCAGUGAUAAGACCUUUAUAGAUACAGCAAUGUUUCUGUUUUGAGCCUACCAGAAUAACAAGUUGUUUAUCCUCUAGGCAGGAGUCCCCAACCCCUGGGCUGCAGCCCACUACCAGGCCGCGGCCCAUUCAGAACUGGGCUGUGCAAGCAGCAGGUAAGUGUGUGCACGCGCACACGAAGUGCCAUUUUGCAUUAGUGGUGGACACUCGCCUUCAUGCGCAAAGCAACAUUAGCUCCAGCGGCGUGUGCGUGUGCCUGGCACUCAUGCAAAUGGUGCUUCAUGCACUCUCACCCGCUUACAGCUCAGAACCAUCCUCUCCCCCACUGCCAGUCUGUCAAGCUGGAAAGGUUGGGAACCGCUGCUCUAAAGGUUGGUGGGGAACUUGUGCCCUCCCACUUCAUGUUUUUCUCCAUGUUCAUAGGAAACAUAGUGACAUUAAGGACUGCAAAAUGAGUUCCUUGAGAUAAUGCUGUUCAUGGACUACCUUUGUGUUUAACUUCUCAGGCUUUGUUUACACUUCUUGAUUUGUAGAUUUUAACUUCCCAACAGGGUAAAAAAAAAAAAUCAAGUGGAGAAGAAAUAUGUUGGCAGCUAUUCAGAAUUCUCCAUGUGGGAGAGAGUUGUACAAUGUCAGUGAAGAGAAUAUUCUGAAAUCGGACUCUAGCACACCCUCCAGUUGAAAGCUUGUGCUGGGAUUUCUGUCUGUAUGAGGUUUUUAAAAAUACAAAAAAAGAGUUAUGAAUAAAA